Trichoderma virens Gv29-8 is the source of this 1064-nucleotide messenger RNA. RefSeq lists its product as uncharacterized. Gene Ontology annotation, cellular component: cytoplasm. Gene Ontology annotation, biological process: isopentenyl diphosphate biosynthetic process; isoprenoid biosynthetic process. Lineage: Eukaryota; Fungi; Ascomycota; Sordariomycetes; Hypocreales; Hypocreaceae. The record is from RefSeq and is a predicted model, not a curated record. Bases 47 to 811 code for a protein of 254 amino acids. The transcript is spliced from 3 exons. Gene Ontology annotation, molecular function: isopentenyl-diphosphate delta-isomerase activity.
CAAGCUCUCUCGAGGCCAAUUCAGCUCUACGCAACAAGAAGCAGCCAUGUCGACCACAACCACCACAACGGCGCAGCCGAUUACGGCCGAGACCAUCCUUCGUCUGUUCCCUGACAUCGACACCACCAGCGAGGCGCUGUCGGGCCACGAUGAGGAGCAGAUCCGUCUGAUGGACGAAGUCUGCAUCGUCACUGACGAGAACGAUGCGCCAAUUGGCACCGCAAGCAAGAAGAUUUGCCACCUGAUGACCAACAUCGACAAGGGACUCUUGCACCGUGCCUUUUCCGUCUUCCUCUUCAACGACAAGAACGAGCUGCUCCUCCAACAGCGCGCCUCCGAGAAGAUUACCUUCCCAGACAUGUGGACCAACACCUGCUGCUCUCACCCUCUGAGCAUCCCCACCGAGACGGGCGCCAACCUGGUCGACUCCAUUGCGGGAGCCAAGCGGGCGGCUCAGCGCAAGCUGGAUCACGAGCUCGGCAUCAAGACGGAGCAGGUUCCGUUUGAGGACUUUCGCUUCUUGACCCGAAUCCACUACAAGGCUCCCUCCGACGGCAAAUGGGGCGAGCACGAGAUUGACUACAUCCUCUUCAUCAAGGCCAACGUCGAUCUCAACCCCAACGAGAACGAGGUUCAGGCCACCCAAUAUGUCACCGCCGAUGGCCUCAAGAAGCUGUUUGAGGACCCCAGCCUCAAGUUCACUCCCUGGUUCAAGCUCAUCUGCAACUCGAUGCUCUUCGAGUGGUGGGAGAGCCUGGACUCUGGACUGGAGAAGUACACCAAUGAGCAGGAGAUCCGACGUAUGCUAUAAUGGGGUUGAUACGAAUACGAUGGGGGGCGGUUUUAUAAUACGAAAAAGCGAGCGAAUUCGACACAAUGUGCGUCUUUUUGUCAUCUCGGAUAAUAUGACGAUAGAAGAUGAGAAUAGAAGAAUAUUGGGGUUACAUGUGCUGAUGUAAUGGUCCUCCCGCUGGACCUUGGUCUUUGUUAGCUUCGGAAUAUCUAGAGAGUGUAGUAGAAUCAGAUACCAAUGCAUGAUAACUACUGGCAAAAGAGUAUUAGUC